GCUGUAACCACCAUGACGCCCACAAACGCCUCCCCUCCAACGAAUUUAACACGGGCUUCAUCUGUGCACGAUAUCAAUGCAGAUGAUCCACCGUUUGGAUCUAGAUUCCUCACCGACGAGUCCCUAGUCUUCACACAAAACGCAUGGGACCACGUUCCUCCUCCAACAGAUCAAGAUGAAACCAUCGCUACAUCUUUAGCCAAACAGCGUCUCUCACCGGUACCCACACAGGAUAGAGCCAAGUACAACGAGAAACCAGCUAGACAUUGGGACAAUUUCUACAAAAACAACACGAGUAAUUUUUUCAAAGAUAGGAAAUGGUUGCAUAACGAGUUCCCCAAGCUAGUCGAGUCUACAAAGGCUGAGGCAGGUCCGAUGAAAAUAGCAGAGAUAGGAUGUGGAGCAGGCAACUCGGUUUUUCCUCUCCUUGCUGGGAAUCAAAACCCUCAACUCGAGUUGUACGCGUACGAUUACUCAAAUCAUGCUGUCAAGCUUGUACAAAACAAUCCACUAUAUACAUCUCCGCCCGUUGGAAAGAUUCAUGCAGCUGUAUGGGAUCUGUCAUCACCAGAUGCUCUACCGCCUGGCGUGGAGGAGGGAUCGGUUGACAUCGUAGUGCUGGUUUUCGUGCUGAGUGCAUUGCAUCCUGAUGAGUGGGAGCGUGCAGUCUCAAAUGUGCAUAAGAUCCUCAAACCAGGUGGCCUAGUCUUAUUAAGGGACUAUGGUCGAUACGAUCUCACACAGCUGAGAUUCAAGGCGGGAAGAUUGUUGGACGACGAGUUUGGCAAUUUUUACAUCCGGGGAGAUAAGACGAGGGUGUACUUUUUCGAAUUGGGUGUGCGAUCUUGCUUCAUACUUUCUCCAAACGAAUGUUCCAUUCACCUCGCCACAGAUGAGCUGGCUGUUAUCUUCACGGGCGCAGGACCCUCUCCUAGCUCCGCGACGAUCAAAACAACGACCACAGAGAUGGAAGAUGAGGGGCUAGAAUCAAAGUCCGGUUCACCAAUACCGAUACUACUUCAGCCUACAAUCGUAGAUGACGAAAUUCCAGCGCCGCGGGUUGGAACACCCCUCCUGACUAACGACCCACAAAUUCAUCCACGUCUUUUCGAACCAUCUUCGCUCCACCAUCCCCUUUUUCAAAUCGAACAGCUGGGUAUUGACCGUCGCCUGAUCGUGAACCGGAAGCGUCAACUGAAGAUGUACCGAAUUUGGAUGCAAGGCGUUUUUCAGAAAGUCGGUCGAACAGGCGCGGGGGAGACGUUGUGAGCGAUUGGUGGAUGAGGUUUUCCAGGGGCCUUCGCAUCACGAAUCGCCAAAUUAUGAUACAGGGGUCUAUAGUAGCACACUUGAUACCUUGUAUCACUGCUCAUGAAUGAUUCCGGACACUGAACGACAACAAAGCGUAUGAAAUGUGCUACAUAACGCGAUAACUGGCACAACAGCGGAAGUUUUCCCAAAAAAUCAAGAUGACCAGACAACUUUGGCAGGCGGACACAAUUUCCUCAUUUUCGAACUGGGUAUUCAUCAUCGCCUGAUGUACCGAGUUCGGAUGUGGGGUGUUUUUCAGAAAGUCGGUUGAACAGAUGCAAGGGAGACAUGUACACACUCUGCCAGUGCACAACUCGCU
Molecule: messenger RNA, 1630 nt
Organism: Marasmius oreades (fairy-ring Marasmius)
Lineage: Eukaryota; Fungi; Basidiomycota; Agaricomycetes; Agaricales; Marasmiaceae
Exons: 3
Coding region: 13-1269 (418 amino acids)
Molecular function (GO): tRNA (cytidine-N3)-methyltransferase activity
Source: RefSeq, a predicted model, not a curated record